This is a messenger RNA of Dreissena polymorpha, 5670 nucleotides long. RefSeq lists its product as uncharacterized. The record is from RefSeq and is a predicted model, not a curated record. Bases 200 to 2209 code for a protein of 669 amino acids. Lineage: Eukaryota; Metazoa; Mollusca; Bivalvia; Myida; Dreissenidae. The transcript is spliced from 3 exons.
GGUAUUAUUUGAAGUGGGGAACCAUCUUCUUAAUCUUUCAUUUCAACGGAAACCCAGCUGUUUUCUUCCAUUUAUAAGAAACUAUCCAGAUUAUGACUGAAAAUACACUUUACUGCGUUAUUUAAGCAAUUCAACUGUAGUAUGAAGAUUCAGUCAUUACCACUGAAGAAGAAAUAAGUAAGAUAAAAAAGAAAAGUUCAUGGAUGACAGUUCAGAUGAAGAUAUCGAACUCCUGAAUGCCACGGAAGGCUAUCUAAAAGAGGACGACAAAAAUACCAACCCAUUAUAUUUGCUUCAAAGAUCUGAUUCCUCUCAAAAUUCCAUAAGCUCUGGUUCACUGCAUGCUUUGCAAACUGCAUGUGGAGCGUUGCAGAAAAAGCUAAAAGAACGUGAUAAGAAAAUUUAUGAACUUACACAGAAAAUGAACACUCAGGAAUACAAAAGAGGUGUUAACGUGAUGGAAGAGUGUUACAAUGAGGAACCUCUAUCAGCUGCUGGGGCAACAAGUGGGGAUGAAACUUCGUUAGCAGUUAGAGGUGCAAAUGAAGGUUUGAUCAGACAUCUGCAAAGAGAAGUACUUAUGCGUGACAAUGCAUUGCAGAAACAUAAUGAGGAAAAUUAUAGAUUAAGGUAUGAGAAAGAAGAAAUGGAAAAACGUUUUCUUUUAGAAAAGGACCGAUUGGAGGGUGUCAUGCAAGAAUUGGAUAAGCAGUGUGGUGGUCAAGAUGCUGAGAUUGCUCAUUUUAAAAACAUCUUGCAAAGUAUGGAACAAGAAAACUGUGACUUAAAGGAAAAAUUGCUAGUGCUGCAGCGAAAUUCUCAGCUGUCGACAGUUAGCCAGUCACAGGUGCAAGAGUUGAGAAAUAAAUGCAGCAUGUUAGAAAAUGAAAAGCGGAAUCUGUUAACAGACUUUGAAUCAUUAAGAACUGAGAAACUAGCACUUGAAGCUAAAUGUAAGCAACUUGAAAUUGAGGCAAAAAUUAAUUGGAACAAUCAUCAAGCAAGGAAACAAAGUGAAGAAACAGACGAUGUUGAUGGAGAUAUCAGUAUUCUACAGCAGGCUCUACAGCUGGUACAUACGCAACGCGAAGAACAGGCUAACUUGAAGAAGAAGGUUCAAGACCAGAAUGCAAUUAUCAAGCAAAUCACCUCAUCAUAUAAAGUACCAAACCGACCAUACUGCUCAGAUCCGCAGUUUGCUGCACAUAACCCAUUUCCGGAAAACUCCUACUCCUAUAAUCGGUUACCACCGCCAUCUGGGUACGGCUCCGGCCAAUCACAUUCAGAGGCAGUGUUGAGGCGACAGUCAACUAAUACCAGUGACUUCUCAAGGGCUAAAACCAAUCCAGUGGCAAGAGUUGCUGGUGUCAGUGGGACUGUAGUGUCAAGCAACGCUCAUGUUCCUCAAAUGUUUGCCAUGGAAACGAGUCAGCCAAAACUUUCUGCCAACAUGGUGGAUUCUAUAGUUUCUCCAAGAAGUCCAGCGCCUUGCAGGCCUAAAACAAACAAUGCGCCUUUAUCACCAACAAUGAAACACAAUGGAACAUACUACAAAGUUGAAGUGGUUGAGAAUGCAUCAAACCAGAAUGGACAGACACUGAAUAAAUUUGGAGGCCAAGCUAGCAGUUCUAGCGCUGUGGUAGCAUCAGUGCAUCCAUUACAAGCAUCUAACCAAGUAAAUAACCUUGAUCAAAUGAGGCGCAGCAGUUCUCAAGAACGCAGGUCACAAUAUUCUCCUGUGGGCGUUGAGUUGAAUCAGCGCCUAAGUACCACCAAUGGCUAUUUUAAUGCAGCUUCAAAUAAUUUAAACCCAAGUACUGGAAAUGAUUAUGAGAAUGUUUACAAUGUCAAGGCACAACGUGAGGUCAAGAGACAGAUAGAGGAACACGAGGAGCCUCGUUUUGUCACGUGUAAUACUGAAGACAGUGCUCAAAGCAAUGCUGUGGCGGAGGUAAAAAUAUGCCCAUCGUGUAACCAAGAGUUUUCUCGCUUGACCAUGGCAGACUUUCAAGUUCACGUUUUUGACUGUUUUGACCAGCAAGAUGAGUCCCCAGCAACGCUACAAGCCAUGGGUAACGAUGAUGACAGGACGUGUCCCAUGUGUAACGAUACGUUUCCCAGUUCCAUAUCCCAGGAGCAAUAUGAGCAGCAUGUGCUCGCACAUUUUGGGGAGGACCCACAUAUAGACAACUUUGAAAUCGUCCAUUAAGAGAUGGUUUACAGUUACACUUAAUGAAUUUACUUCCCUUAGAGAUAAAUGUCUUGUAAUAGUUAUAGAUGUAUGUUUAGUUACAGCACACUGUGAUUUCUGUGGGUAAGAUAAAUUAAUUGUUGUCAUGGAUUUGUUCAGAUUUGCUUGGCUUUAGAUUUUUGGAGUGUUAUUGCAAAAUUAUUUUAAUUAUAUCAAUACUUGAACAUCAAAGAAUUUCUAGCUGAUUACAUAUUGUACUGCUUUUUUUUCUCAAAAUAUUCCUGAUUUGGAGUUCCUGUUCAAGAACUUAAUUUAUUCUCAUUGUAGACUUAGUAUAUAGUACUAUACUCGAAUCAUUUGAUCCAAGAUCUUCUGUUGAGAUUGAUCCUAUGAGAAAUUGUACAGUGUUUUUUUUCACCAAAAUGUGUGCAGACGCCGUUGCCUGGUUAGUUUAAAAAUUAUUGUUUCCUUAAAAUCAUGAACAUUUAAUUCAGUUGUUAAAUAUGUAAACAUAAAUUAUCAACAAGCACAUAUUGUCUUCAAACCAUAUGUAGUCAGGUAUACCGGUAAAUAUAUAAUAAAACAAUAAAUUAAUAUAAAUUAUUCUUUUCCAAUCGUUAUUUUUUUUUGUACUGUGCUUAUUGGUGUUUUUAUGACUUCUUUUAUUAAUCCGUUUUCAUUCAAUAAAUAUUAGUUUUCCCCUGGAACAUAAAUCAAUAGUAUUUGAUUUUUCCAAUAUGUUUCAUUCUUUUUUAUUUAAAGCAAUACAUGUACUACACGGUAUAUGAUUUGUCCAAUAAGUUUCAUUUUAUUAGCGAGGCUGUUUUCGGAGAAAACCGGAGGUAUUGUUAUAGCCUGCUCCUUGUCCGACGGCGUCAUGCUAAAACCUUUACAUUGGCUCUAAAAUCUAAGUGCUGUCACCUACAACUUUGAAACUUCAUAUGUGGAUGCACCUUGAUGAGUUCUACACGCCACACCCAUUUUGGGUCACUAGGUCAAAGGUCACUGUGACCUCUAAUAAAAAAAAUAAUUCUGACAAGCUUUCGCAGCCGAGCGUGGCACCGGUUAUGCGGUUUACUUGUUUUGUAUAUAAUAUUAAAACAUAUUGUAACCAAUCCAUGACAGAUAAAAGAAUUUAAAGUUCCUUCUGUGCAAGAAAAAAUGUCAUUUCAAUGCUAGGGGUCUCUUUUUUUCAUUUAGAUAAUAUUUUUGUCACACAUGUUUUUUAUUUGUUAAUUGUUAUCUAAGAUUAAUCGUACCAUGCUUUUGCCAAUAUAACAGGAGUCUGUGCUUAAUAUUCCAGGAAGAAAAUAAUUAUUAAAAAUAAAUGAUGUUCAAAUUUUUUUAUGCCCCCCUUCGAAGAAGAGGGGGUAUAUUGUUUUGCACAUGUCGGUCGGUCGGUCCAUCCGUCCGUCUGUCCGUCCACCAGAUUGUUUCCGGAUGAUAACUCAAGAACGCUUAGGCCUAGGAUCAUGAAACUUCAUAGGUACAUUGAUCAUGACUAGCAGAUGACCUCUAUUGAUUUUCAGGUCACUAGGUCAAAGGUCAAGGUCACAGUGACUCGAAAUAGUAAAAUGGUUUCCGGAUGAUUACUCAAGAAUGCUUAGGCCUAGGAUCAUGAAACUUCAUAGGUACAUUGAUCAUGAAUGGCAAAUGGCCCUAUUGAUUUUCAGGUCACUAGGACAAAGGUCAAGGUCACAGUGACUCGAAAUAGUAAAAUGGUUUCUGGAAGAUAACUCAAGAAUGCUUACACCUAUGAUCAUGAAACUUCAUAGGAACAUUGAUCAUGACUGGCAGCUGACCCCUAUUGAUUUUCAGGUCACUAGGUCAAAGUCACAGUGACUCGAAACAGUAAAAUGGUUUCCGGAUGAUAACUCAAGAAUGCUUACACCUAGGAUCAUGAAACUUCAUAGGUACAUUGAUCAUGACUGGCAGAUGAUUCCUAUUGAUUUUCAGGUCACUAGGUCAAAGGUCAAGGUCUCAGUGACUCGAAAUAGUAAAAUGGUUUCCGGAUGAUAACUCAAGAAUGCUUACGCCUAGGAUCAUGAAACUUCAUAGGUACAUAGAUCAUGACUGGCAGAUGACCCCUAUUGACUUUCAGGUCACUAGGUCAAAGGUCAAGGUCACAGUGACAAAAAACGUAUUCAUACAAUGGUUGCCACUACAACUGACAGCCCAUAUGGGGGGCAUGCAUGUUUUACAAACAGCCCUUGUCUUUGGUGGAAACACAAGCCUUAAAAGAGUUUAAAGAGUUUUUUUUUCAGAAUCAGGAUUUUGCCUCAAUUAAAUGGGCCGUGCUCUGUGAAAAGGGGUUUUAUGCGUGUCCCAGAUUUGCCUGUGGCACACAGGCUAAUCAGCGACGACACUUUCGGCUUUUAUUGUAUUUUUCGUUUACAGAGUCUCUUCUUCGCAAAAAUCCAGUUUUGGCAGAAAGUAUCGUCCCUGAUUCGCCUGUGCAGACUUCGCAGGCUAAUCUGGGACGACAUGUUAUCCACAUGCAUUAAACCACCUUUUCACAGAGCAUGGCUCAAAUGUUUAUACCUACAAAGAACCCUGCUCUUAAGUCAAUUGUAUAGCCAAGUUCACUGUACACUCGGUAUCCUGACCUGUUUAUAAUAUCAGGUGUCUAUUUAGACUUACCAGGUAUAAAUAUUCCAUGGUAUCAAUACAAUGAGUAACUUUCUUAAUAGAUUCUUGCAAGAUAGUCUUUCAGAUUUGUAGCUUUUAGAAUUUAUAUUGUACAAUUUUCUUGAUUAGCUUUAGCAUGUUAUACAAGUUAAAGACAAGGACAGUCUGGGCUUGUUUGUGGAUUUCUUUUUACAUAUUUUGGACAAAAUUAUUAUUUAUAUCAUAGCUGCUUUUGUUUGUGGCUUUCUUUAAACAAAGCAUAUAGAUUGUAGUGUUCAGUGCAACACAAAUUAUUUUGUGUUAGCUGUAAUUUUACCACAAAGUAUACAUUUUUUUCACGCAAAAUACGUGUUACAAAUUUUCAAUGUAGACUUUACAUUAUUUAUCUCCGAGCAAUAGUUAAAGAUGAUAUACAUACCUUCAAACGCACAAUGCAAUUAAAAAUUCAAGAUCUUUGAUUGGUUGCGAAUAUUUUAGAAUAGAGUUUCAAGACUAAAAGGAAUUUUUUUUAGAAAUCAGACCAUAGGGCAAUAUAAAUUGAUGUGUGGAUGUCAUUUUAAAAUACUAGAUCAUUUCUUGACACUUAUUACAAUUGUGUGUAAAAUUUUGGUUUCAAAUGCAGUUCAGUUACUUUCGCAAGUAAAUUAAUCAACUAGAUGUACUCCUUUGUUGUGUUUGUAACGUAUAAUUAUACAUGUACUUGUUGUGCAUAAAUAUGAUAACUGAUACCAUUUUCUGCAUUUGGAAAUGUAUGUUGAUUUCCAACUCAUUUUACAUUUAAAGGCAGUCUUUGUGUUAAUUUUUAUUUGAUUUUAAAAUGUGAAAAGUGAUAAUAAAAACCUUAAACAAGA